This is a messenger RNA of Pangasianodon hypophthalmus (striped catfish), 798 nucleotides long. RefSeq names its product NOP16 nucleolar protein homolog (yeast) (gene nop16). The record is from RefSeq and is a predicted model, not a curated record. Gene Ontology annotation, biological process: ribosomal large subunit biogenesis. The coding region runs from base 95 to 595 and encodes 166 amino acids. Lineage: Eukaryota; Metazoa; Chordata; Actinopteri; Siluriformes; Pangasiidae. Gene Ontology annotation, cellular component: nucleolus. The transcript has 5 exons.
GAUUAAAAGGCAUUUCCGGUUUUUUCAGGAACACGCUCUAAGAGCUACACGUGUGUUAGUGUUCGUUCUUGAUUGUGGAGAAAAUCCUGCAGUGAUGGGUAAAAGAGCAAGCAAACGGAACACGUUUAAUUACAAUGUAGACAGAAAGAAAUUAAAAAAGAAGAUGAUAAAGAAGUACAGGCCAAGGAUUGAAUGUGAGCAGAUCCGGAAAGCUUGGGAUAUCAACAAAACAACCAAGCAGAACAUGCAGGACAUGGGCCUGGCGUUUGGAACCAAAGGUGUACUUCCUAUCAAGAGCAAGACCAACGACGAACCUGUGGAUCAAGUCAUAAAACCCUACGUGAUCAGAGAAAUGGAAGAAGAGGCCAAUGUGCCGAGAAAGGACAACACGACGUGCUCUACUGAUAUAAUCGAAUUUGUUCAGCAUAUGAUUAGGGAAUACGGCGAAGACUACAAGGCCAUGGCGCGAGACGAGAAGAACUACUAUCAAGACACACCCAAACAAAUCAAGAGGAAAGUGGACUUGUACAAGCGGUGUCACCCCGAGGAGCACGCCGCGUUCGUCGCCUCUUUGCAAGCGCAGACGUCGUCCUGAAUCAAACUCUUACAUCAGGAUAGAAAUCAUAAAUGGACUUUACAUCAGAACGUGUAGUACUCAUGGAGUUGUAUAUAUAAUGUAUUUUAUCUGAUUGUUUUAUGAGUGAUUCUGUUCUACUCUAAAGUAUAACUUUUUGUUGUAUGUUGUCAUAAGUUUAUAUAAGUCUGUAUUAAAAAAAAUUAAACUUUUAAUGAAAUCUG